Molecule: messenger RNA, 462 nt
Organism: Aphidius gifuensis
Lineage: Eukaryota; Metazoa; Arthropoda; Insecta; Hymenoptera; Braconidae
Exons: 2
Coding region: 10-462 (150 amino acids)
Source: RefSeq, a predicted model, not a curated record
UUCAUAACGAUGUACAUCAUGGAUAAAAAAAUUGUUUCAUUUGGAUUAUUAAUAUUGUGUAUUGAAUUUGUAAAUGCUGGACAGCAGUUUAGUUUUAGACCACGUGUUAUUUUACCAUCACAAAGUUUAAAUACAACUGAAACAGCAAAUGAUAUUGCUCUUAGAAAUGUAUUGAUUGAUUUAGCAACUGGUAAUUUAAAAAACGAAUCAACAGUACUUGUUGAUUUAAUUAAAAAUGGUAUUAGUGAAUCAGCAAUGUUAUAUCCAGAAAAUACAAUAGCUCGUUUACGUGCUGGUGCAAAAAAAGCACAGUAUCUUGUGUCUGAUGUCACUGCUGCAUAUACCCAAGCAAUAUUUAGAGCAAAAUCAUCAGCAGAAGCAAGAGGAUUACUAUCAAAUUUUCAAAAAAUAAUUCAAAUGGUUGUUGAUUUUACAAAGACUGGAAAAUAUGCAUCUAAAUAA